GUUCCACACGCAUUACCCCCGAAAUGGAAGGUAUUCCGAAAGUGCUCCUUAUAGCAGCAAUAUUAGCCAUGCCUGUCUCCGCGCAGGAUUAUUGUAGUGGCGAUAUCUGUGAUCCAGGCGAUAGGCACAUUGACUGCAAUAAUUCGGGGAAAUUCGCAUCAAGAUGUCCUGCAACCGCCCGCAUCAUAAACAUAAAGCAUCAUCCGCAGAAAAGUCUCAUUCUCCAGAUGGUCAAUGUUCGUAGGAAUCGGUAGCAACAGGUGAUUUGAGUGGAUUCAAAAAGGCUAUCCGUAUGCCUACCGUUCAGUGGAGUAAUGACCUGGCCCGCCUCGCAGCAUUAAGUGCAAAGCGUUGCUCUACCGAGUUUGACCAGUGCAGGAAUACGAUCACCUUCAAAAGGGUGGCUCAACUCGUAUUCAAUCAAUACAGUACAGGUUGCAUCAACAUAAACUACAGAGAGCAUAUUAUAAAAAUGAUCCAAACUUGGUUUACUCAGUACCAAAAUGCAAACGCUGGAAGGAUGGAAAAUUUCACAAGGGCCAACCCCGUCUACAGUGCAUUUGCUAUUCUGGUCAACCAGAGGGUUACGCAUAUUGGUUGUGGGACUGUUACAUUCAAGCAGAAUCGCCGUCUUGAUGUCAUCACGAUUUGUAAUUUCGCAUCAAGGAAUAUGCCAGGGACGGCGGUGUACCAGGCAGGUGACACAGCCUCUAACUGCACCACAGGAACUAAUCCAACCUACCCGGGAUUGUGCUCAAUAGAUGAAGCAGUUGAUCCUAAUGCUGAUUAGAAAAUCUAUUUUGAGUGCAACGUUUUCAUGAUAAACUAAUAAAGAUAUUUUGAA
Molecule: messenger RNA, 844 nt
Organism: Hermetia illucens (black soldier fly)
Lineage: Eukaryota; Metazoa; Arthropoda; Insecta; Diptera; Stratiomyidae
Product: allergen Tab y 5.0101-like
Exons: 3
Coding region: 293-790 (165 amino acids)
Source: RefSeq, a predicted model, not a curated record